CGCACACUUUGAAAGUGAAGCUUUGGACGUGGAUCGACAGCUUGGAACUGCAGUCGGACACGCGCGCGUCAAGUGUCUAUUAUGCAAAAACGUUGGCUAUGAAUUACUUCGCAUCAUUCCGGAGCCGUUAAUGAAUGAAGUGUUUUAUUUAUCUGGGAGAGAUACAAAACAUGGACAGUUCUCGCAGUGUACAGCUGCUGAAUCCACGCGCACCGGAGCGCCCGCGCGCGCAGCACAUAGUUGGCUGACGCUUCGGAUUCUUCCUCAGUUACUUUUCGACCGUCAGCUUGUCUCUCUCUUUGCAUCGUUACUUUUGCGGAGCGCUUUCGGGCAGCUGCUGAAUCUGCUGAAAUGGAUGUGUCUAAACAAAUGCUGAUUUUAUACCUCACCUGCUCGCUCGGACCUAUGCUGUCUGUCCAGAUGUGUGAGGUCAUGUGGGAGCUGGAAGCGGAGAAAAGGGAGUGUUUGUCUAAGCUGGAAAACAUCACGUCAGGUUGCACAGGUGAAUGGGAUCUGGCGUGUUGGCCAUCAGCUCGCAUUGGAGAAGUAGUCACCAUCCCCUGUCCAAACUACUUCAGCCAUGUCAGUGAUCAAAUAGGAAACAUAUCAAAGAGCUGCACUGCUGAUGGCUGGACGGAAAUAAACUCGGUUGUGGUUGCGUAUAACUGUGGAUAUGACCCUAAUAUCACUGAGGAUGGAAACAUGGGUGAAUUUCUGAGCUCUGUGAGAACUGGAUACACUAUUGGUCACACUGUGUCUCUUAUAUCCCUCAUUAUCGCCAUCAUCAUCCUGUGCUUCUUCAGAAAACUCCACUGCACAAGAAACUACAUCCAUAUUCACUUGUUCAUGUCCUUUAUUCUGAAGGCGGUGGCAGUAAUCAUGAAGGAUGUAGUUCUGUACGAGGUGGAGGAACCUGAUGACUGCCACUAUGGAUCUGUGGGCUGCAAGGCUGCGAUGGUUUUCUUCCAGUACGGCGUCAUGGCCAGUUUCUUCUGGUUGCUGGUGGAGGGUCUGUAUCUGCACGCUCUGCUAGCCGUUUCCUUCUUUUCUGAGAGGAAGUACUUCUGGUGGUACAUCCUCAUUGGAUGGGGAGUUCCAGGUGUCUUCAUCACAAUCUGGAGCAUCACAAAAGCCUAUUUACAUGAUAUCGGAUGCUGGGAUUUUAUUGACGACGAUCUGUGGUGGAUUAUAAAAACACCUACUUUGAUAACAAUAUUGAUGAACUUUAUUCUCUUCAUUUGUAUCAUCCGGAUUCUCCGUCAGAAAAUCAGUUGUCGAGAUAUUGGGAGAAACGAAUCACACCAGUACUCGAGACUGGCUAAGUCAACUCUACUCUUGAUUCCAUUGUUUGGCAUAAACUACAUAAUCUUUGCCUUUAUGCCUCAUCACAUCCAGUCUUACAUACGUCUGGUGUUUGACUUGAUCCUGGGGUCAUUUCAGGGAUUUUGUGUCGCUGUCCUGUACUGUUUUCUAAAUGGAGAGGUUCAGUCUGAGAUUAAGCGUAAAUGGAGGCGAUGGCACAUGCAGAGGUUUCUGGGAGCAGACACCAAAUACCAUCAGCCCUCGACGGCGAGCAACGGCCUCAACUUUAGCUCCCAAAUCACCAUGAUGACCAAAUGCAGCCCCAGCACCCGCCGUGCCUCUGCAUGCCAGGAUGACUUCUCAGCUGUCUGAUCGAAGCGGUGCUGUCUGUGACUAUACACAGAAACUGAAGAGUGUGUGUUCGACACACAGUCACCCGCAGCACUUUCACCAUCCAGAGGCGUUGCUCCUGGAGGAACUGCGCAGAUCGUGAGGAAAAGCACACAGAUCCAGGCUCAUGGUGAUAGUUUAACACGUGAUGCAUCUUCAUUUCAUCCACAUUCAUCAGGAGGAAGUAUGCAAAUGAAGCAGACUGGUUUGAUUAUUUCUUCAGACUGAAGAGCACAGGUUUCUGCUCAAGAGUUUAAGACGAGACAAUGCAGGCGAAUGGGGUUCUGAAGAUUAACUAAUAGUUAUCAUCAUACUUACCCAGUUCAUUGACAACAUGAAGAACCACAAUUUUUUUCAAUAAUCAAAAAUACAAAUGUUUUCUAAAAUGAAUUUAUUUAUUUUUUUUGUGCUGGGCUAAGAUACACAUUCAAAAUAAACGUUUGUUUUGAUAU
Danio rerio (zebrafish) is the source of this 2144-nucleotide messenger RNA. The record is from RefSeq and is a predicted model, not a curated record. NCBI's taxonomy places the organism in Eukaryota, Metazoa, Chordata, Actinopteri, Cypriniformes, Danionidae.